Mus musculus (house mouse) is the source of this 7775-nucleotide messenger RNA. It is a transcript of the gene Ano5, whose product is annotated as anoctamin 5. Bases 195 to 2909 code for a protein of 904 amino acids. Gene Ontology annotation, molecular function: protein dimerization activity; intracellularly calcium-gated chloride channel activity. Gene Ontology annotation, cellular component: plasma membrane; endoplasmic reticulum membrane. The record is from RefSeq and is marked reviewed. Lineage: Eukaryota; Metazoa; Chordata; Mammalia; Rodentia; Muridae. Gene Ontology annotation, biological process: chloride transmembrane transport; plasma membrane repair. The transcript is spliced from 22 exons.
AGAUGCCUCUGGAGUCGCAGCAAUCGGACAGCUUAAAGAAUGAGAGCUCCAGCUGGAUUGCGGAGGCGGAGCUGAAAACCAGGAGGCAGACGAUCCGCUUCAGCCUCCGCCCCAAGUCAUCCCGCCGCCUGUCACAGAGGUCCUUCAAUGCCUUCAACGAGCUGGCAAAGCUAGGUGACCCCGACCUGCUGGAGAUGGUGGAGCAGGAAGGCUUAACAGCCAAAGAAAUAGACUAUGCUUUCCAACAGAAUGAGAACCUGGGCUCCAAAGAGACCAGCUUUCUCAUCCCUGAAGACUUACAGUCACCGCCUGAGAAGCGAUUCAAUUUGUUCCUGAGGAGGCGUCUUAUGUUCCAGAGAAGUGAGCACAGCAAAGACUCGGUCUUCUUCAGAGAUGGAAUCCGGCAGAUCGACUUUGUCCUGUCCUACGUGGAGGAUUUGAAGAAAGAUGGAGAGCUGAAGGCAGAAAGAAGACGAGAGUUUGAACAAAAUCUCAGAAAAACAGGUCUUGACUUGGAAACAGAAGACAAAUUGAACUCUGAAGAUGGGAAAACCUAUUUUGUGAAGAUUCACGCCCCAUGGGAAGUCCUGGUCACUUACGCUGAAGUGCUGGGAAUCAAGAUGCCUAUUAAGUUGAGUGACAUCCCACGGCCAAAGUACCCACCCCUGUCUUACAUGCUUGGGGCGGUGAAGCUUCCAUCCUCUGUGAAGUAUCCUACUCCUGAGUAUUUCACUGCCCAGUUCAGCAGACACCGUCAAGAACUCUUCCUCAUUGAAGAUGAGGCCACUUUCUUUCCAUCCUCAACAAGGAACAGAAUUGUUUACUAUAUUCUGUCACGAUGCCCUUUUGGAGUGGAAGAGGGGAAGAAAAAGAUUGGGAUCGAGAGACUGCUGAACUCGAACACUUAUUUAUCUGCCUACCCGCUCCAUGAUGGCCAGUAUUGGAAACCAUCAAAAACUACUCGCCCCAAUGAAAGGUACAACCUUUGCAAGAACUGGGCUCGAUUUUCCUACUUUUACAAGGAGCAACCUUUUCAUUUGAUUCGGAAUUAUUUUGGAGAAAAAAUCGGUAUCUAUUUUGUAUUUCUCGGGUAUUACACAGAAAUGCUGUUGUUUGCGGCUCUGGUCGGCUUAGCCUGCUUCAUCUAUGGCUUGUUAUCAAUGGAAAAUAACCGAACUAGCACUGAAAUCUGUGACCCUGACAUCGGAGGUCAGAUGAUCAUGUGCCCACUUUGCGAUGAAGUGUGUGAUUACUGGAGACUGAACACCACGUGUUUGCAUUCAAAGUUCUCCCAUCUGUUUGAUAACGAGUCGACUGUGUUCUUUGCGCUCUUCAUGGGGAUCUGGGUCACAUUGUUUCUGGAGUUUUGGAAGCAGCGACAAGCCAGGCUUGAGUACGAAUGGGAUCUGGUGGACUUUGAAGAAGAACAGCAGCAGCUCCAGCUUCGGCCUGAAUUUGAAGCUAUGUGUAAACACAAGAAGAUGAAUCCUGUGACAAAGGAAAUGGAGCCACACAUGCCUCUAUGCCAUCGCAUCCCAUGGUACUUUGUGUCAGGGACCACAGUGACCUUUGGGAUGGCUCUCCUCCUCAGCAGCAUGGUGUCCAUCCUCAUAUACCGCCUGUCAGUCUUUGCCACUUUUGCCAGCUUCAUGGAAAGCGAAGCCACCCUGCAGAGCGUGAAGAGCUUCUUUACUCCACAGCUGGCUACGGCUCUCUCUGGAUCAUGCCUGAACUGCAUUGUCAUUUUGAUACUGAAUUUUUUUUAUGAGAAGAUAUCUGCCUGGAUUACGAAAAUGGAAAUACCACGAACUCACCAGGAGUAUGAGAGCAGCCUCACUCUGAAGAUGUUUCUCUUCCAAUUUGUGAACUAUUACUCAUCUUGCUUCUAUGUGGCCUUCUUUAAAGGGAAGUUCGUGGGAUAUCCUGGGAGUUACACAUAUAUGUUCAACAUAUGGAGAAGCGAAGAGUGUGGUCCUGCAGGCUGUCUGAUAGAGCUGACCACCCAGCUAACCAUCAUUAUGAUUGGAAAACAGAUUUUUGGAAACAUCCAUGAAGCCUUUCAACCCUUGAUUUUUAAUUGGUGGAGACGCCGAAGAGCCCGAACCCACUCUGAGAAACUGUACAGUCGUUGGGAGCAAGAUCAUGACCUUCAGGUUUAUGGACAUCGUGGGCUGUUUUAUGAGUACUUGGAAACAGUUAUCCAGUUUGGGUUUGCCACGCUGUUUGUGGCCUCUUUUCCUCUGGCACCCCUGUUUGCUCUCAUGAACAACAUCAUGGGAAUCCGAGUGGAUGCCUGGAAGCUGACAACUCAGUACAGGAGACCUGUCGCAGCGAAAGCCCACUCCAUAGGUGUCUGGCAAGACAUUCUUUUUGGAAUGGCCAUCGUUUCUGUUGCAACUAAUGCCUUCAUUGUCUCAUUUACAUCUGACAUCAUCCCCCGGUUAGUUUACUUCUAUGCCUACUCAACGAAUUCCACAGAGCCCUUGAGUGGAUACGUCAAUAACAGCCUGUCAGUGUUCCUGAUAGCUGACUUUCCCAACCACACAGUGCCCAUGGAGAAAAAAGACUUCGUCACCUGCAGGUACAGAGAUUAUAGGUACCCUCCUGAUCAUGAGGAUAAGUAUAGCCAUAACAUGCAGUUCUGGCAUGUUCUUGCUGCCAAGAUGACCUUCAUCAUAGUGAUGGAACACGUCGUGUUUCUGUUUAAAUUUUUAUUAGCCUGGCUGAUACCAGAUGUUCCUAAAGAUGUUGUGGAGAAAAUCAAACGAGAAAAGUUAAUGACUAUCAAAAUUAUUCAUGACUUUGAGCUCAACAAGUUGAAAGAAAACUUGGAUGUUGAAUAUGGUAACAUCAUGAAGAAUGUUUUAGUAGAUGAAGACAAUUCCCUGAAGGCUAAAACUACAGUCUAAUCCACAUACAAGUGGAGAAGUUUUUAGCCCCUUCUCUAUCCACUGUUGCCUCUGGGUUUCAGGCUGGAUGCUAGAAGACAUGUAGCCAUUUGUUUUUCUUUCCUUCUUUUAUUUUUAACUCAGAGUGUUUAUGCACUUUAAUAGAGGUUGGCAGUGUGCUAUCAGAAGAGAAUAUAGGCAGGGUGAUCCCAGGAUUCUCUGGGGUCCUGUAAAGAGUUACAGGUGGAGCCUGUGAACUCAGAAAUCUAGGAAAUCAUGGAUUGUUGCUUCUUAAAGUGAAACCAUGGCCUUGGGGGGAGGAGGUACUCUGCUACUACCCAGGGCAAUUGUACAUCUCUACUGUCUCCUGCUGAGUGUUUUCUGUCUCCCUCCCAACAAGAAAAAGGUUGUUUCAAAGAUAAAUAUAGAAAAGAGACCUACCAUGUCCUAAAACAUCCGCUGUUGUAAAACGCACAAAUGAAAGCCAAAAUCAGAAUUCUUGAGAAAUCUCAUCUACUAACAAACACUGGAUAAAAAUCAUAGCAGCAGUGCAUCUUUAACAGUGUCAGGUGAAAGUUAGCUUCAGUUAGAAUCCCAGAUAGCCCUUCCUGGGAAAUGUAGAAUUCUUUUUCCAUGAGACUAAGUGAAUUUUUGUAAACGAUAGUCAGACGGCUUUUAAAGGUAGUGUCUCUGCUCUGUUGACUGUUUUCAACACCAUGGUGGCUGCAGGUCUCUAAGUGCAGGUAUUAUAUGAAGCCAGCGUGUUUUCUUAAGAGUUAAAGAAUGCAAGACAACACAUAGAGAUUAAUUCAUUUGAUUAUAAAGUGAAACUUACAAUUUCUCUAAAUGCUGAUUUUUGCAUCAUGAAGCCUUUUUGAGCUCUAUCCAUUUGUAUAAGUUGGGCACAAACUGUUUACAAAAUGUGACUCUUUUUGCUAUAAGGAAACUCCAAACUUGUAUGUUUACAGUAUUUUCAAGGGCUACAUCGCCCUUCAAUGUCCAGUGCCUUCUUUCUGUGCCCUUGACACAUGAGCAAUUGUCUAGAUGGCAUUGAUUUGACAUGAUACAACAUUUCAGAUCUCAACUUGUCACCUCUGUCAGUAUUGUGAGCACAGAGUUUAUCACCAAAACAUAAUCAACAAAGUGAGAAAGUGAUCGUGAGGUGUCAAAAUGACUGUUUGUUAAAUGAUCCCAUCCACACUCAGGGCUUUGUGGAUACCUCAAUUCUUGUCAUUGGUUCAGUUAAUACGAUAUCACAUAUGUGUCUUUAUGUAACUUACUGCCAGAGUGGGAGACAUACUCCAACUAUAGUGUACUCUAAUCUUUAGACUUAAAUUAGAAUUCAGCUAUAAAGAAGUAUUUCUUUUAAUCACAUACAUACAAAAAGCUUGGUCACAAGAUUUUUAAAAGAAGUGUUCACUUACCAAUAACAGUAUUUUACAGCAUAGCUGAUAUCACAGUAUUAACUAACUACUGAUAGACAUUACGUAUCUAAAACUGGGGAUUAUGGAUUUUAUAAAAAUGAUAAAAGAGUUAGCACAUCACAUUAUUGACAAUAUUGAUUUGUCAUAUACUAGGUAGAUUUUGUGAGCAUGUUUGGGUCACUUGAAAUGAUUUCAUAAUUGAAAGAUAAUUUUGUUCUAUGGAGAUGGUCAACUUAAGACAACCAUUUGUCUUGAGGAUGAUUCAAGCCACAGGUAUGGCUCUUACAGCCUGUCAAAUCACACUGUCACCACCAUGCCUGUCACACAGUAUGCAUUACCUUCUUCAUGGUGCUAAUUUUUUAAAAGGAAGAUUAUAGGGUUUGUUUUUUGUUUUUUUGUUUUUUAGAAAUAUGCUUUAAUUUUGUGGCUUGAAAAUAUUAUGAGGCUAGACUGCAAGAUAAGGACAAAGCUGACUUGCAAAGCUGCCCACACACAGCAGGUUCAAAACCAAGACAAGCACUGUAUAUCCAAAGUAAUCGUAGAAAUUAACAAAGCUGGAGUUUAUUCUACAGCAAGCACAUCUUAAGCUUAAUCUGUGACUUCACUAUCAAAUGCAUUGGUAGAUGCAUCACAUUUGCUCUGUACUCUUCCCACUGAGCACUUUCUUCUGGUUUCAUGACUCUGAGAUACUAGAGUCACUUUCUGGAAAGUCUGUUAGCCAAAAUCGGGUGUAGUUUGUCCCAGCAGAUUUGCUUCGUUUCACCCACGGCAUUGGUUGGUGUAGGAAUGCUCAGCUAGAUGCUCCUGACUCCAGAUGAGUUCUAGGCUGGGAUCCUUUAAUCCUUCAAAGAAGCAGUUAGUCUUCAAGUGCUGAAGCCCCAAGCCACACAACUCUUUUCAAAGUCAUCAUCAUCUUCAUUGUUUCUUUUCACACAAAACCCAAAAUCCUUCACAUCACUUACUUCAGGCGUCAAGAGGAGGGGACUAUCAUUAAAUGAAAUGAUCUGAAUUUGGCAGUGUUUCUGGACUCCUGGAUUUCAAUCCCUCCUUUUUUUUUUUUUUUUUUCAAGAGGAAAGAGAGUUGUUGCCUCUGAAUCUCAUGUGGAAUUCUUUGGGAUACAGCUGUGGGUAGGAAUAGACAAAUCUCGUCUCACUGAUAUGCCAGUUAGUAAGAGGGAGAGAACAUCUGGAGAAAUUCCAGGUGGACAAUUACUGUGUGUCAAAAGAAAGCUUUUCCUUGCAAAGUGUGUUUGUAGGGUCAGGUACUGCGAACAGCCAUUGACUCUGCUCUCCAGAAACAACAGUAUUGGUCAUUCAAAAAAAGACAAUCCAUUGCUUUGGACGAACCUCUCAUUGUUAUUAUGUAAUUGAAUGAUGCCAUGAAGGGAGGCAUUGCACUGCCAGACUUUGAACUCUGCCACAAGGAAUCAAUAGAACUAUCGUGUUACUGUUUUUGCAAUUUGAAUGUACUUUUUUGUGUAGUAAUUAAAGUAUGUCAGUUAUUUUAGCAUUAUGUGAAAAUUAAUGACAAUGUUUAAAACACAAUGUAUAGUAUGGCCUAAACUGUGUGAGAUACAAGUGCCCAUUCCUCUAAAUAUGUCAUUGGAUGCAGGCUGCAGCUCUCCUGAUAUGAGAUGCUGUGUCCUGAGGUUAACUCAGGGUAUACAAGCUUGGUCUUUCCUCCUGCCCCCCCCCCCAUCCAUCCCAUUCUCCCUCCUCCUCCUGUGCUUCCCUUCCUCUCUUUCUCUUUCCUUCCUUCCCUUUUCCUUCAUAUAUUUCUGUUCUCUGCUAAAGGGAGGAUGUGGGUAUUCAGAAAAAGGUGUCUUCAGUUAUUGACCUCAAUAGCCAAACCACUCAGUAAUUAAAGUAACAAAUUACUUCAAAUAUGUUGACACAAAUAUCCUUUUCAUUUCUCUCCAUUUCAUUAUCUGUUAACUCUAUUUAUUCCCUAUGCUACAGCUUCUUUUCUUUCUCUCCCAUCUACUUUUCCUUCUCAACUUGGGGGGCGUUGUUUUUUAAACCAUCUAAGUUCAUUUAGCGCUAUCUGAAUCAGCUUGGAUUUAGAGCUGAUUUCUUAAAUGAAGAACUUUAAAGAAGGCUUGUCAUGAAAUAUGAUGUUUUGCAGAGACUUCUAAACACACCCACCUACAGGGUUAGCUCAGAAUGUCACUGUAUCAUCAUCAAAGUGCAGAGCCAAUCAGGAGUAGCUGCUGGGUCUAGAGAAAUUGCUGAAAGCACUUUGACAGAGACUCCCAAACAGCCAGCCUGGCCUACCACCAGUUGCAAAGUUACUUAGGAUCAGGGCAGCCAAACCUCUUUAGCUGCUCUAGUCCUGUCCUUUCUGAUCACAUCUGAAGACUGUCAGUUGAGUAGUUUUACACCUUUAGUUCCCACUUCUUAACGAUAUUAUAUUCACUACAUGCAACCAAUAUAUAUUGAAGGCCAGAAUGCUCAGAAGCCAAAUGAGCGUAUCACAUUCUAAGUACUUUAUAGAUUGAUCAGAGGAUCAUACAGGAUGUAAAUAAUGAAGCAAAAUUAUAAAUAUUAUGGGGGAAGGCAUUUCUUUUGAUCCUGAAACCUGGUUGUGGACAAACAGGAGUCUGCAGGGCCAUCAGGCAUGGGCAGGAACUCCCAUGAACUUCUGCACAGGGGCCUUGGGUCUUCUAUUGCUUAUGUCAAUCUGCAGCCAAGUUCCACUCAUGGGAGCCCAGGGCUCAUCUGGAGUAGACAUAUAGGAGAAAAGAAAGCAAACUGGCUAGGUGGAUUGUAUGUUCAUCAUGCCAUGCUGAUCUUCAAGAAGAGUCACAUAAAGAAACCUUAGCUGCUUUACUGCUGUCUGUCAUUUUGGCAUGUAAAAUCUGGUUACAUUUUUCAUCUCUGUGACAAAAUACCCAACCAAUACAUAUUAAUGAAGGUGGGAUUUAUUUGGGCUCACUGCCUCCUGAGGACUUGGCUUCUCAUCCUGGGGAAAUCAUGAGAGCAGAGCAUGAGGCAGCUGGUUUCAUUGCAUCGGUAAUCAGGAGGCAUGAAUAUUGGUUAUCAGCCCACUACCUUUCAUUAAGUUGGGGACCCCAGUCUAUAUAAUGAUGCCAACCAUAUCCGAGGAAGGUGUCUUACCUCCAAUGUAAACUUAUCUAGAAACACCCAGAUGUGUGUUUCUAGUAGUGAUCCUAAGACCAGUCAAAUUGACAGGAUUAGCCAUCUCAGACCUUAUAGGAAAAGAUUUCUUGGACAAACAGGUACAGACCACUAUACAGACCAAAGAUAUCCCUAAGCUUAAGCUUGGUAAGGCUAUAAACCACUCAAAAAGCAUGUUCAACAAAUAGACGAAGUUUAUUCCCAUAAAAUGUUCUCAGUAAAUGAAAAACAACAAGUUCUUAUAACUCACAUUCUAAACAUUUUAAAUGUCAGAUCAUGUACAAUCUCAAAACCAAACACAACUAAUAAACUUCAUAGAACUGAA